AUGCCCAAGUCAAAGCGUGCCAAAGUUGUUUCCCUAACAAAAGUUGCUAAAAAGACGAAGGAGCAGAAGGCAUCGUUGAUCAACGAGAUUCAAGAAAAUGCAGAUAAAUGGCGAUAUUGUUGGCUCUUUGAAGUCGGUACGAUGAGGAAUACUCAUCUCAAGACUGUACGAAGUCUAUGGAAAGACUCUGCCCGAAUAUUCUUUGGCCGUUGUGCAGUCGUGGCUAAAGCUCUUGGAUCUACUCCAGAGGAGGAAUACAAACCUGGUUUGUACAACAUUGCAAAACAACUGAAAGGCCAAGUCGGAAUUCUCUUCACAGACUCGCCUCCAGAAGAAGUGACAGAAUGGUUUGACGACUUCCAACAACCUGACUUUGCACGAAGCGGCAACAUCGCAUCGCAGGACGUCAUCCUUCCCGAAGGACCCGUCAUGCAAUGCCACUCGAACCCACCCGAACCGUUCCCACACAACGAAGAGCCCCAACUUCGAAAGCUUGGCUUACAUACUUCAAUGGUCAGGGGUGUUCCGACUCUCAACGCACCGCACCGUGUGUGUACGAAGGGAAAGGAGUUAACUGCUGAGCAGGCACAGUUGCUGAAGCUUAUUGGUGAGAAGAUGGUUGUGUUCCGGGUGCAUUUGAGAGCGAGGUGGGAUGCGAUGACUGGCAAAGUUGUACAGAUUGAGGGUAGUCCGGUUGAGAGAGGGGAUGGGGAGAAGAAAGACGAUGUCGAUGAGGAAGGCAUGAGCGACUAAAUUCUUUUUUUUUCCCUGAUGAGAUUGUGCGUGUUUCGUUGUUCAUUCAUUUCUGUGUUCGC
Fomitiporia mediterranea MF3/22 is the source of this 815-nucleotide messenger RNA. RefSeq lists its product as uncharacterized. Bases 1 to 753 code for a protein of 250 amino acids. The record is from RefSeq and is a predicted model, not a curated record. The transcript is spliced from 5 exons. Gene Ontology annotation, molecular function: RNA binding. Lineage: Eukaryota; Fungi; Basidiomycota; Agaricomycetes; Hymenochaetales; Hymenochaetaceae. Gene Ontology annotation, cellular component: preribosome, large subunit precursor; nucleolus. Gene Ontology annotation, biological process: rRNA processing; ribosomal large subunit assembly; nuclear-transcribed mRNA catabolic process.